This is a messenger RNA of Polypterus senegalus (gray bichir), 3184 nucleotides long. It is a transcript of the gene mafaa, whose product is annotated as v-maf avian musculoaponeurotic fibrosarcoma oncogene homolog Aa. Gene Ontology annotation, biological process: regulation of transcription by RNA polymerase II. NCBI's taxonomy places the organism in Eukaryota, Metazoa, Chordata, Cladistia, Polypteriformes, Polypteridae. The coding region runs from base 750 to 1637 and encodes 295 amino acids. The record is from RefSeq and is a predicted model, not a curated record. The transcript has a single exon. Gene Ontology annotation, molecular function: DNA-binding transcription factor activity, RNA polymerase II-specific; RNA polymerase II cis-regulatory region sequence-specific DNA binding. Gene Ontology annotation, cellular component: nucleus.
AGCAAUCCGCUCGGCAGGUCAGGCGAAGGCUUUGGCUGUGACAGUAUAUGUCAGGAUUAUAGCGCCUCGAAUGUCUGUGUAGAGAUAAGUUGAAAAUAACUGUAAAAAUACAGACACCAAUAAAGGUUGCAUUAAUGAUCUGCUCUCGAGUAGAAAACCAACAUUUUCAGCCUGAAGGAUUUUUUCACUAAAACCUGAUAAAGUAAACAGAAGCCUGCUUUUCUGCUGUAGAUGCCGCCAAGAUUGAAGACGCCGACUGCCUGAUACUUCUGUUUCUGGAGGACUAAAACUUUUCUAAAGUUGUGGAUUGACGCCGUUGACUUUUGCGAUCUUUGAAGUGUUCAGCUCCACCGAAGAUCUGAAUAAAGUUAAGUUAUAUCUCCUAUCCGCACAAUAGCUGUCAAAUGCGCCGGAAGUUGCCCGAUUUGUGACUUUAUAUGAAAAACAAACGGAUAAAGCGAAACGACUAACUGUAUUCCAAUAAUAAGCUGCUAAGCCGGCAGCCGAAGGUUACGGCGGGACCCUGACUGGUUUCAAGUUUCUUCUUCUAUCCGAGGGACUGUCGGCUUUGGCGCUGGACCGGGGAGGAGAGGUGGUGGCCAUUGGUCUAAAAAUACUCGGCAGGUGCCCAUUUAAAAACCGAGCCGUCACUGCCUAGAGGCUCGCCCCGGUGCCGUGUGUGCGCAGUAGGCUCUGUGGCUGUGGCGCAGACGCUGGCUGGGAGGGCUGCUCCUGUUGCAUGGACUGAAAUGGCCUCGGACCUCAGUAUGAACGGAGAAAUGCCCAACAGUCCCCUUGCCAUAGAGUACGUCAAUGAUUUCGACUUAAUGAAGUUCGAGGUCAAGAAAGAACCCCCUGAAUCGGAACGCUACUGCCACCGGUUGCCCCCUGGCUCUUUGUCUUCCACCCCUAUCAGCACCCCGUGCUCCUCCGUGCCUUCCUCGCCCAGCUUUUGCGCGCCUAGCCCCGGGGCACUCUCCAACCCUAACCCAAGCAGUGGCAGCAGCAGCAACAGCAACGUAAGCCAGAACCCGGCCAACAAGCCUCAGCUAGAGGACCUCUAUUGGAUACCCAACUACCAGCACCACAUCAACCCCGAGGCCCUGAACCUGACUCCAGAGGACGCGGUGGAGGCACUCAUCGGCAACCCGCACCACCAUCACCACCAUCAUCAGGGCUACGACGGCUUCAGGGGGCAGCAGUUCGGGGGUGAGGAACUCUCCGCCACAGCUGUCGGCCACCACCAUCAGGUCCACCACCAUCAUCAUCAUCACGCCCAUCACCUGCGCCUUGAGGAGCGCUUCUCGGACGAUCAGCUGGUCAGCAUGACCGUACGGGAGCUCAACCGGCAGCUGCGGGGUUUUAGCAAAGAGGAGGUGAUUCGCCUGAAACAGAAGAGGCGCACCCUGAAGAACCGGGGCUAUGCACAGUCCUGCCGCUUCAAACGCGUCCAACAGAGACACAUGCUAGAGAGCGAGAAAUGUACCCUGCAGAGCCAGGUGGAGCAGCUCAAACAGGACGUGGCUCGGCUGGCCAAGGAACGGGACCUUUACAAAGAGAAGUACGAGAAACUGGCCAGUCGCAGCUUCAGCCGGGAGCAGCCACAGGGCCCCCCUCCCAAAGACUUCUUUAUGUGAGGGCACUUCUCCCUAUGCUCCUCCAACCCCGUUUCUCGAUUUUCUUGUCUUCGUUUUUGCAAUAACUUCUGAAGUUUAUGUAUCCCUAUAACGCUCAGUAACUCGAGAACUUUUCAAACAGUUGUAAAUACACGUUUCUUGUUCCUUUGCUCAAGACGCCAGUCGUGCAUACUUCAGUUGGCCCCAAGUUUUGCACUCAAGUGGAAUUAAAUGCCCUCCCAAACCGCCAAAAAAGCAGGAGGCAAAUCAUGCGAAACGUCCCUUUGUCAGCCCGAAGUCUUAAAUUAUAUCUGGGACUUGCAGCAUGAAUAAAGAAUCGGACAACCAAAUACAACUCACGUGCACGAAUGUCUUAAAGAAAAGCCAACUUUGCAACAGUCUUAAUCCGUGAUGGGACUCGCUUUGAGAAAAAGGACAGUCUUAAGAAAAGAGGAGUGUGCUUAAAUACUUAACAGGACGGCUCGGUGACAAUAAAAAAAAAAACUACAAAGCAAUACGAAGUUCUCACUUACCGCUUCUCCAGGUUAUUUGCGGAAUAUGUCGCUGGUGGACAACGCAGCUCGUACAAAGAGACUCUUGCGGUCGUAUAGACCCAGCAAAACUUCUAAAGACCUUUUUAUCAACCCUGCAUGCAGGACAUGUAUGGUAUUUCAAGUCCUCGUUUUUCUACUUAUAUUACUCACCCCAGGAUCAGACGCAUGGCCCGAUAAUCGAACUUUUUUCAGCUCUUAUUUUUUUUUUUUUUUUAAGUUUGAUUAUGUUGUCUGGUAGUGGCGGAGAGAGACCCGAGAUGGACUGACUCUAAAAACAAGCAGAGAGAAAGAAAGAGAGAGUGGUGGACUUGAAAAUCAGCGACGGAGGAGUGCAAACGGCUAGUUUUCAUUUUCUCUCUCCUACUUUCCUCUUUAAAACUGAGCCAGAUGUUUAUGUCCACUUGUAAAUAUGUAGAAUUAUUUAAGUUAGUAUGUUUUUGAAAAAUUUCUUUUCCCUUGCUUGAUCAUUAAGGUAAAAAAGAAAAAAAAAGUCUUAAUAAUAAUAAAACAUUUGUAUGUAACAGCAUGCAAAUAACAUAUUAUAAUUUAAACGAAGAUGUAGAGUUUAAAAGCCUAAUGCACUAUUCUAAGAUCAUUGUUUCUGUUUUUUUAAUGAAAUUUAACUGGCUAUGCUGUCAAAAAAUGUGGAAGAGGUGGAUAUAUUAACUUAUCAAAGUUGACAUGACAAAUAUAGUAAUAUAUGGACUGCAAUCCGUUUGCUGCUAAUCUCUAUGCAUCAUGAGCCCUUUGUUUUUUAGAUUUUGGUAGUCAUUUGGCCGCAUAUAUCUGAGGUAGAACAGACAUAUCCUCGCUCUGGUUUUCCUUCUGCAAUAUAUUGUAAAGCAGGUAUUUUUAAAGUUCUCUAUGUAACGCCGUGAAAUGAGCGUUGAUGGUGCUCAGAGCUACAGUCAUUCAUUCGGUUACCUUGUAAACCAUAACACUGGCAAGUGAUAAAAGUUGAGCGCAUUUGGAAAAGGUGCGCACGUGCUUGUUUAUCACAACCGAGACAACUUU